GAAACGUCCUUGUCCCUUCUUUCAUUGACAAACAAUAUUAAAACAUUUACUUACACCUAUACAUAUACAAAUCUUCAUCCAUUGCCACACACAGAGCUGAUGGAGGCAACUGAUCCAGAUCAUAUAGUGAUUGUUGGAGCUGGCAUUGCUGGCCUCACCGCGGCCCUUGGUCUCCACAGGUUGGGAGUCAGAAGUUUGGUGUUAGAGUCGUCUGACCGGUUGAGGACCACUGGGUUCGCGUUAGCGAUAUGGCCGAACGCUUGGAAGGCUUUGGAUGCUCUCGGCAUCGGAGACUCGCUUCGUCGGGACCACAGUUUGCUUCUUGGGUUGAAGACAAUUUCCGCAAUUUCAGGACUGCAGACUACCCAGAGACAAUUCAGUGUCGAAGGAAGAGCACAAGAGGAGUUUGAGGUGAGGUGCGUGCAGAGGAAGAAUUUGCUAGAAACUCUCGAGAGGGAGCUCCCCAAAGGCACCAUAAGGUAUUCCUCGAAGGUGGUCUCCAUCGAGGAGUCGGGACCCCUGAAGCUGGUCCACCUCGCCGAUGGGUCUGUCCUCAAGGCCAAGGUGUUGAUUGGGAGCGACGGAGUGAACUCAGCUGUGGCGAAAUGGCUCGGGCUCAAGAGCCCAGCUUUUUCAUGCAGGGCAGCGAUCAGGGGCUUCUUGAACUACAACCGAGCCCACGGGUUAGAGCCUAGAAUCACACUGUGCUUUGGGAAAGGAGUGAGGUUCGGUGUCAUCCCCUAUGAUGAUACAUCUGUAUAUUGGUUCUUCACUUGGUCUCCUUCUCCACAAGAAAAGGAGAUCGAGGAUGAUCCCGUGAAGAUGAAGCAGUUCAUGCUGAGCAGGCUUGGGAAUGUCCCGGAUCAAGUGAGGGAAGUGUACGAAAGGACUGCACUCGAGAACAUGAUAAUGUCUGCGCUGAGGUACAGGCACCCGUGGGAGUUGGCAUGGGGAAACAUAAGCAAGGGCAAUGUCUGUGUAGCAGGGGAUGCAUUCCACCCGAUGACCCCUGAUCUCGGGCAGGGAGGCUGCUCUGCCCUUGAAGACGGGGUCGUCUUGGCAAGAUGUCUCGGUCAAGCCCUGGGAAACAACAACGAUGACAGCAAAGGGAGCAUGGAACAAGAGAGGGAGAGGAUUGAGAUGGGUCUGAAGAACUAUGCCAGGGAGAGGAGGUGGAGGGGAGUCAAGCUCGUAUCUACAGCGUUCAUGGUGGGUUACAUUCAGCAGGGCAACGGGAAGGUGCUGACUUUCCUGAGGGAUCGAGUUUUGGCCACCUUUUUAGCCGGAAGGCUCAUGGAUUUUGCUAGUUUCGACUGUGGAAAGCUGAGCAGUUCUUAGAUUUUGCAAUUUCCCGUUUGCGUAAUUUAACAUGUUUCUGUAAUGAAUGAAACAUUGCAGCAUUUCUCUAUUAAUCAACAGAAUGCAGAUCAUCCCUGCAGAUAAACCUGACUAUCCAGACCCUAUAACCGAACAGGAAACUCAAGACUAGCUAGCGCAGAAGCAUACUGGACAAUUCUCGCGUCUUCAACAGAAUGCAUAUGAAUGAAUCUCCUCUCUUCAGGACAAUUAAGAUUAUCAUGAAAAGUACACCCAUGAGAAAAAUGCGAGGACAACCAUCCGAGCAUUGCUGGUGGUCUCCUCAGCAGUUGCUGCUCCUCUCAUGCAGUGGACUGUUCCUUCACUUGCUCGACUUCCUUUCACAGGCCUUCAGGUCCGUUCUGCAGUGGUUGCUGCAGUUAAUUCAAUCGGUGUCCCGAGCGAAUGCUUAUUGUUGAAGAACAUGUUCGAUCCAAGUUUAGAGGUUUGGCUUAUUAAGAUGGUUUGCUGGGCGUAAUCUCGUCUUUCCUGAGGUUUUAUGCUCCGCGUAUUUAGCAAUCUAUUCUUAAUUGCUUGAUCAUGAUAUUCAUAAUGAUGUCUUUGAAUUGGAGCAGGUUCCCAACCAAAUUCCCCAAGAGCAGCAGGUUAGCUCAAUGCCUAUCGAAACACGAAACACCAACCAGAUAUCCCCCGAGGAUUUGUCAUUGUCUUUUUUUUGGCCCUGAGGAUUUCGCGAAUUAUGUACUAUACUUAUUUUAACUUGGAUUAUGGACAAUUAAUAAGGGAAAUAGAAUCUUGAUUGGCGUU
Punica granatum (pomegranate) is the source of this 2124-nucleotide messenger RNA. Lineage: Eukaryota; Viridiplantae; Streptophyta; Magnoliopsida; Myrtales; Lythraceae. The record is from RefSeq and is a predicted model, not a curated record.